UAUUAAUUUUUCAUCCAUAUAUAUAUAUAUAUUAAAAUAUAUUUUGGUUUUGGAUGGUGAGAUUAAAAUUGUGUUAAGGGAUUUUGGUUUUUUUCUUUGAAGUGGGUUUGGGGAAAUGGGGGAUUCUUGUGAACCAAAUGGUCAAAUUCUUGACCCAAAAAUAGGUGGGUUGGUUUGGGUCAGGAGAAGAAAUGGGUCAUGGUGGCCGGGUCGAAUAUUGGGUCCUGAUGAGUUACCAGAAAGUUGUUUGAUUCCUAUAAGAUCGGGUACUCCGGUUAAGCUGUUAGGUAGAGAGGAUGCAAGUGUAGAUUGGUAUAAUUUGGAGAGGUCAAAACGUGUAAAGGCAUUUCGAUGCGGUGAAUUUGAUGAAUGCAUUGAGAAGGCAAAGAUCAUUGCAUCUCGUUCUUGCAAGAAGACAGUGAAGUAUGCACGCAGAGAAGAUGCAAUUAUACACGCUCUCAAGCUCGAAGGUUCCCUCUUAACCCCAGAGACUACUACCUCACAGGAAUUGUUGCAUACCACUCCUUCGUUAAAUCAUUCCCUGCGGGAAAAAUCAGACAAUAUACAACCUGAUGAAGAAAAUGGAAACAUUUCUGACAAGUUAAGUAGCUUAGAACACAUCUCAGUUUCCCCACAGGAACUAGCACAUAGUGGCGCUUUAACAGAACAUUCUUCAGAGGCUAGUAAGCACCAAACCCCUAAUGAUUCAGAAGAUGAUGCAACCGAAGGAAGCAAGAAACGUAUGCGGGGACUCAAAGACAUCGGGAUACCAGUUGUGUUUCCGUCGUUUAAGAGGAGGCGGUCUCAAGUGGCACAUGUACAUGAGUAUUUAAAAAAGAAAAACCGCCGCCGACAGUUGUCAAAAGUUUUAAAGAGUACUAUGAUAGCUGUACCUGUUAUGUGUGAACAGCAUAAGAGUUUGAGUGGAGCGUUUCUUCCAGGUGUUUCUGACAAUAAAGUAUCGGGAAUGGAGCAUAGUGAUUUGAAGAGCAGUUUUUCCGACAGUACCGGGGAUGCGACAAAUAUUGCAACAAAUGGCAUACAGAAAGAAAAUGAAUUCUCGAGUGUUGAGCAGCUACUUGAGAAUUACGAUUCUUAUGGAAGGCUCUUUGAUGUUCCUUUUAUCAGACAAGAUUCGCAGAAUGGAGGUUCUUCUCCAGGUUUGGUAUCUGAGAAGGGCCAUGUCAGCACCGGAACUCAUUCUUGCCAAAGUAGCCUUAUUGAAACUUUAUCCGCGGGACCUGAUGAAUUCCAGGAAUCUGGUUCUACCAGUUCAGGUGCUGCUGUUGGUAUCGAUAUCAGCCAUGACAUUUAUAACAAUGGUACUUCAAAAUGGCAGCAUAAAGGGAAAAGAAAAUCUAGAAAUAAGAGUAAACCUAUGCAGAAAUUUGCGGACACAAAUUUUCUGAAUGAUAUUUCAACAGAGUUCAUCACUAAAUCGCAUGUAAUCGAGGACGUGGCCGAGGUAACGGCUUCACAAAGAUUGAUGCCUUAUCGUCAUUCCCGCUUUACAGUCAAUCCGAAAUACGAGCCCUCGGAUCUUGCGUACAAAAGAAGCGAUAUGGGUACUCUUUAUGAUGUCAAUAUUGAGGUUAAAAUGGGUCAUUUUCCUCGGCAAGCUCCUUACAUAUCUCUUAUGAGUAAGUCAACGAGCCAAUCUGUAACCGGUUAUUCUCUUGAGGUAGAGGUUUUAAGCGAAUCUGUUUCUGAUCUUUCACUGAAUGGGUCCGAAUGUCUUAGUAGUAGCUGUGAGUUAGAUCUGGUCAAUGGAAAUGUGAGAAAGGGUCCGGAAGCUUCCAAAAACCCAAGACGGAACAAUGGGGUCUCAUCUAACAAGAAGAUUCGAAGAUUAUCGUCGCUAAAUCAUUCCAAGAGACCUAGUAGUGAAACUGGGAAGCUUAAAAGGCCUGAUUUAGCUUGUGUUCCGUUGAAGGUUGUUUUUGGUAGGAUAAAUGCAGCAUUGGGUAUUACCUCAACGUGCACCAGUUGAAUUUUUUUUAACAGAGGAGGCGUGGUUCAUUGGAUGAGGUUGUUUUUGUUUUCUUAAUUGAUACUAUGUAGGGAUUUAGAUUAUAAGCUAUACUACUAUAUAAAGAUUCUACACCCUUGUUAAAAAGUUAGGAAAAAAAAAAAGAGAGAGAUGCUAAAUGACCAUCCUACGCCACUCUACACUACCACCAAUAGUCGCCUCCAUCACCACCCGUCGUCAACACCACACCAGACAAUUGUAGGGGUACUGUGCUUGUUUAGAUUAUAAUUACAACUUUAUGUUCAUGAACUGCUUUGUGCCCAUUGUACAAUAUUGAAACUUUGGGAGAUGGUGUAGAGCUUUUUUUUUUCCUUUUCUUUUCUUAAAUGGUUCUUUUGUUCUUGUAUAGGAAUGGGUGUAAGUUAUCUUGUAAAGAUUCCCAAGUACCCAUUUAAAUAGUGGUUUCAAUGCUUUUUAAA
Erigeron canadensis is the source of this 2448-nucleotide messenger RNA. RefSeq lists its product as uncharacterized. The transcript has 3 exons. Bases 116 to 1990 code for a protein of 624 amino acids. The record is from RefSeq and is a predicted model, not a curated record. NCBI's taxonomy places the organism in Eukaryota, Viridiplantae, Streptophyta, Magnoliopsida, Asterales, Asteraceae.